This is a messenger RNA of Sclerotinia sclerotiorum 1980 UF-70, 1149 nucleotides long. RefSeq lists its product with no specific name. The transcript is spliced from 2 exons. Lineage: Eukaryota; Fungi; Ascomycota; Leotiomycetes; Helotiales; Sclerotiniaceae. The record is from RefSeq and is a predicted model, not a curated record. Bases 1 to 1149 code for a protein of 382 amino acids.
AUGUCAGAAUUGUUUAAAAAAACUAAGCACAAUGCGUCUGAGAACGCCAAUAUUUCUUCACGAAAACGCAGUGGUGAUAGGCCAAAACAAGGAAGAAGAUACUCGGAAAACUCGGAAACGGGCAAGAGCGAAACUUCCAAUCGUCCUCAUUUAUUCAAAUCAAAAACAUGGCAUAUAUCUGGUGGCAGUAAAGAGAACCUCACCACUGAUGAAUUAAAAUCUAAAUCACCAAAGUCACCAAAGCAAAAUGUACUUGGGAGGCCCUUUUUCUCCACGAAAUCAAAGAAGGCUUCGGCUGUGGAAGACGACUCCGAUGAUGAAUUUUGGCAUUGCAAGGGAGGUCGAGGAACUGGAAUGCUUGUAGAAGAUGGGAAUCCGGCAACAAGAGAUUUGAAUUCUCGUCGAUCAGGCAAUGUUAAUGCACCGGAUCCAAUUAUUAGUCGUUCUAAGCCUAAUACUAGCCAAUUACAGCGUAGAGUUUCUACUCGAAAGACUCGUGUCACUUCUAAACCAACAAUUUCAAACAGUCGCUCCAGUUCUAAAGAUUCAUUAGCUUCACAGAUGACAACAACAUUAUCAGUCUCUUCUUCGACCAACUCUAGAUCACCUUAUGGGAAGUCAUCAGCAGCUUCCUCCUUCCUUAAUCCACGCUCCAUUAGUUCUGUGUACAACCAAGGAGGACCUGGAAAGUUUAGUUCUCAAGCCCGAAGCUUUAAUGGUAACUCUGAAUCGGAAGAAAAUUGCCGUGGAAGAGAUGGCAAGAACUCGCGCAGAGUGUGGUCUAGAAAUAAUGAAGGCCAUGCUUCUGAGGAUAGCAUCUCUUCCGGGACAAACAACAAUGGUAAAUUCAGAUCGAGUAACCAUACCUCUAAGACAUCAAUAAAAGAUACCAGCAAUCAAAAACGUCGUCUCAAUGAGGAAAAGAAGAAACCAGGCCUCAGUAUUCGGGCUAAGAAUGAUGAUUACUACGAUCAUUACGGGAAGGUACACGACAAGUCUCAGAGCUCUCGUAAUGAAUACAAGUUACCUUCUACAAGGGUAAGGGAAUAUGUUCCCUCGGCACGCAGAGCUGUAGUAACCGAUCGGGGAACCAAGAAUAAAGCGUUGCCUAAAAUACCAGUUGAUAUUCGCAAUCCUCAUUUCGUGUGA